This is a messenger RNA of Chlamydomonas reinhardtii, 1093 nucleotides long. RefSeq lists its product as uncharacterized. The record is from RefSeq and is a predicted model, not a curated record. The coding region runs from base 330 to 614 and encodes 94 amino acids. The transcript has 5 exons. Lineage: Eukaryota; Viridiplantae; Chlorophyta; Chlorophyceae; Chlamydomonadales; Chlamydomonadaceae.
CUUAUACUUGAUACACUGCAUUUUGUCUCAGCAAGCAAGAGCUCAGCUGUUCUGCAGCUGUUGCACUUACUUAUGUCGCUGUCCCUUGCUCCGCUCUCCCUCGCUAAUUUGCGUUUUGAACACAAGUUAAGACUACCUCAAAUGUCAGUAGCUAUUUUGCUGGCUGGGGCCGCGAAUUCUCGCGCUGCUGACUCGUUGACCGGCUCGGCGACGCUGCUCAGACGUCAGCUGAAGCCAGCUGUCACGUAAGGUUUACGAGUCAGCGUCCGUUUCUAUCAGCUUUGCUUCAAAGUUUGUCUUCUCGGUCGCCCGCAUCAUCGCCAUCCAACAUGGCUCUGCAACACUACCGGCAACACACGUUCGUCCACAGGAUUCAACCUCUCACUCUUGGGAACGGUUUCAGGAGCUCUUUGGGACAGCUGGCUGACAGGCACUACACCUCCGACAUAGUGCUCAGCAACGAUGGCUGGCUGACUGCCACUACACCUCCAACAUUGUGCCCAGCAACGGCGCAACCAUGUAACACAGCCAACAAGCAGGCAGUGGAGGCGCAACUAAGGAUCCGGCAUGGGCAGCAGCUGGUCCAGCAGCACAAGGGGUGGAGGCGGGCAUGAUGGUGCCAAGGACGGAGUUUGGUCAUAGGAAGAUGUGGCGGCUGCGGUGGAGGUGGGCAUCAAGGUUGUCGGAUGCAUUGUACCAGCAGACACGCAAGUGAUGGCGCUAGUCAUUGUUGCACGUUAAGGUUUGCACGCAUACAUAUAAGGCAGACAUCAUACGGUUUGGUGUAGUGUUGCAUGAGCGUAAUGGACUUGUCAACGAGGAGCAGGUGUGUGGCCGGUGUCGUAAAAGGAUAACGUAGAUAACGCAGUAUUGCGUGGUGUACAGUGUGGAUCCUAAGUGUGUUAGCAGCUGCCAAAACUUUCCCGUUCGGGUGCUGAACUUUCCCGUAAAAGGGCUUCACUUGCCCGUAAGAACUUCCCCGUAAGGACUUCCCCGUACAAACUCCUACUUUCUUCGAAAAGCAUACGGGGAAGAUUUUUCCGGGGAAGUACCCCCUGUUUUUCCGGGGAUUUCACCCCCCCCUUUUCCCAGA